UAUUAUGCCGCUCUCUUCUAUUUCUUAUCUAUCUAUGCAACUUUAGUGAAUAUUACCAUUGUUCGAUCAAUCCCAGGAAGCUACAUUGGAAGAAGCAGUGCCCUCUCCUUCUUAUACCCUAAUUCCCAUCUAUAUCCCUACUGCUCCUAUUGAAGUUUGCUUCACAAAUCACAAUAUUGCAGCGGCAUGCGCAUCAUACGGAAAACAUCCCUAGAUCAUCAACAAAAUUGAGGACUCCAGCAGUAUAUAUAAUCAACAUCUUGUUAUAUCAUAUAUGAGAUGGCAUCAUCAUCAUCCUCAAGUAAUCUUGAAGAAAGGCACGAGGUGUUCCUUAGUUUCAGAGGUGAGGACACAAGAAAGACUUUCACGAGCCAUCUACAUGCUGCUUUCAAAAGGAUGGAAAUUAAUACCUACAUAGACUACAACCUUGAGCGAGGGGAUGAAAUAUCAGGGACUCUUCUUAGGGCCAUCGAAGAUGCAAAGCUCUCUGUGAUUGUCUUCUCCAAAAACUUUGGAACAUCCAAGUGGUGUUUGGAUGAGGUCAAGAAAAUAAUGGAAUGUAAGAAAACAAGGAGACAAAUGGUAGUGCCUGUGUUUUAUGACAUUGAGCCUACCCAUGUACGAAAUCAAACGGGAAGCUUUGCAAGUGCAUUUGCUAGACAUGAGGAGCGAUUUAUGGAUAGGCCAAACAAGGUGCAAAAAUGGAAGGAUGCUCUCCGAGAAGCAACCAAUCUCUCUGGGUGGGAUUGCUCCGUUGAUAGAUUGGAAUCUGAAAUUGUCGAGGAAAUUGCUAAGGAUGUGCUGCAAAAAUUAAACCGUGUAUAUGUUGGAGAUUUAGAUCAAGAAAUUGCAAAGUAUAAGCAACUUGCAACACAUCAAUGGAGAUAUUUUCUAAGGGCACCUCAUGCAGCUGGUCUAUUCCAAAAUUAUCAAGCAACUCUGAAACACAUCGACAAACUCGAAAUGGAGAGACAUCAUCGUUUGCUUCGCACACCUCCCAACAUGUACACAGAUGCUGAUGGUUCAAAUGCAAACAAUGAUUUUUACAAUAUGUGGUCUAAUAUAUUUAGAUUUUAAUAAUUUAGACAUACUAUAUUGUAUUUAUACUGUUUGAACAAUACAUGUACAUUGUACUCCAUGUAUGAAUGUGAUAUGUGAAGUUACGGAUAUGUUAAUUUCUUUAUCAAA
Glycine soja is the source of this 1188-nucleotide messenger RNA. RefSeq names its product TMV resistance protein N-like. Bases 280 to 1077 code for a protein of 265 amino acids. The transcript has 3 exons. Gene Ontology annotation, biological process: signal transduction. Lineage: Eukaryota; Viridiplantae; Streptophyta; Magnoliopsida; Fabales; Fabaceae. The record is from RefSeq and is a predicted model, not a curated record.